UCCUUUCAAUUAUGCCUUUGAGUCUCUGUUAAAAAAAAAAAAUAGAAAUACAAAAUAAGACUUAUCUUAUUGAUUGAUUAACUAAAAAAAUACACUGAAUUUUUUUUUACAAAUAAUUAAUUAAUACACUGCUAUUGGUCUCUGUUUUUUUUACAUUCCAUUAUUUUCUAAAUUGACACAUUACAUUACAUUAAUUAUUUUUUAAAUUGAAUCACAUUACUUUACAUUAUUUUCCAUUACAUUACAUUACACUGAGUGUAAUGUUCCAUUACAUUAUUUUCCAUUACAUUGUAUUAAUUAAUUUUCCAUUAAUUAAUACACUGUGCUAAUGUGUAAUUUUCCAUUACUCAUUAUUUUCCAUUACAUUACACAAUUAAUCACACUUACAUUACACUGAAAUUAUUUUCUAUUUAUUAAAUUUGUUGUGUAGAAAAUGACAUCGGAAAGUAAUAGAAAAGAUCCGGCAUGGCAACAUGCCCGUUUGGUAGAGGAGAAUAAUUCAAACAAGUUUGAGUGUAAUUUUUGUGGUAAAGUAUCAAAUGGAGGUGUUUAUCGGGUGAAACAACACCUCACGGGAGGUUAUAGGAAUGUCACUGCUUGCCCGAAGUGUUCAACUCAUGUCAGAGAAGAGAUUAGAGGGUUCAUGUCAAAAAAGAAGACACAAAAAGAAGAAAUGAACAUGUUGCCCGAUUUUGAUGACAGGGACAUGGAACAUGAAGAUGAAGAUGAAGAUGACGAUGUUGUUGAGAUCAAUGUCAAUCAACACCGGAGGUUGACAAUUAGCAGCCAAGGUUCAUCCAAAUUCAAAACCAAUUUAAAAAUGCCAAAGAGAAAUUGAUGCGAAUGACCCUUACAAAAAAGAAAUGAGAGCUCGGGCAGUGCAAAGAUUUGCAAGGUGGAUGUAUGAUGCUGGUAUCCCUUUUAAUGCAAUAAAUUAUGAGAGCUUUGGACCAAUGAUUAAAGCCAUUAGGCAAUAUGGUCCCGGUAUGAAGCCACCAACUUACCACGAAGUGUGGGUUACCCAACUCAAAAAAGAGGUGUACUGAAGAUUUGAUGAAGAAUCAUAAAGAAGAUUGUGCAAAAUACGGAUGUUCCAUAAUGGCUGAUGGCUGGACUGAUAAGAGAGGAAGGACAUUGAUUAACUUUUUAGUUAAUUGUCUAAGAGGAACCAUGUUUGUUGAGUCGGUUGAUGCUUCUGGCUAUUCAAAAGAUGGGCAGAAGCUAUUCGAAUUACUAGACAAGUUUGUCAAGAAAGUUGGAAAACAGAAUGUGGUGCAAGUUAUCACUGAUAGUGCUGCAGCUAAUGUGUUGGCGGGUAAGAAUAUUUCCUCCUUCCUUACGUCAAAAUUAUUUACUUGUAGUUUGUUUUGUAUUUAAAAUUUAAAAACUUGAAAAUAAUAAUUUUUCGUAAUUGUUACAUUAUAGGGAGGUUUUUGAAAGCCAAGUAUGAACACUUGUAUUGGACUCCAUGUGCUGCUCAUUGCUUGGACUUGAUGUUAGAAGACAUUUUCAAAACACCUAGACUAAAAAGACAUUUGAAAGGGGUAUUGCAGUACAUGGCUACAUUUACAACCGGCCUACGUUGCUAAACAUGAUGAGGCGGUAUACAAAUCUGAAGAAUUUGAUCAAGCCUGCAAAAACUAGAUUUGCAACCGCUUUUUUGACUUUGUCUAGGAUGCAUCAACAAAAAAACAAUUUGAGAAAGAUGGUCACCUCCGAAGACUGGACCUCAAGCAAAUGGGCAAAGGAGCCACAAGUGCUUAGAUUGGUUGAUACCGAGAAGAAACCUCCCAUGGGAUACAUUUAUGAGGCAAUGGAUAGGGCAAAAGAAUGCAUUGCAAGUUCAUUUGAUCAUAAAGAAGAGAAGUAUAAUGAAAUUUUCGAAAUCAUUGACAAAAGAUGGGAUGUUCAAUUGCAUCGACCUUUACAUGCAGCUGCGCAUUUUCUUAACCCAGAAUUCUUUUACCUAAAAGCAUUAGAGGUGCAAAAAGAUCAUGAAGUGAUGAAUGGGUUUUAUGAAUGCAUGCAAAGGUUGGUCCCGGAUGUCACUGUUCAAGAUUUGAACACUAAUGAGAUGAGUAUUUAUAUGAAGGCUGAGAGUCUUUUUGGCAAGUCUGUUGCGAUUAGGCAAAGAAAUACAAGGGCACCAGGUAAUAUAUUAUUAGACUCAUAGAGUUUAUUUUUACUAAUACUUUUAGUAAAAUUCAAUACUUGGUAACAAGUAUUUCUAACUAGUGGACUAUAGCAGCUGAUUGAUGGGCAUCAUAUGGUUCUAAAACUCCAAAUUUGCAAACAUUUGCCAUAAAAAUCCUUAGCCUAACAUGUAGUUCAUCGGAUUGUGAACGAAAUUGGAGUGUAUUUGAACAUGUGAGUAUUUAACAUUCUAACUAAUUUUUUGUUCAAUUCAAAUAUUUUUUAUUCUCAUUAUAUAGAAUUUAAUAUCUUUUUAAUACUUGCAGCUUCAUAGCAAGAAAAGAAAUAGAUUGGAACAACGUCUCAAUGAUUUAGUGUUUGUCAAAUAUAAUAGAACAUUGAGAUUUAGGUAUGACAUGCGCAACACUCUUGAUCUCAUAUCUUUGCAAAAUAUUGAUGAAAGCAAUGAGUGGUUGCUUGGGAGGAUGGAUGGAGAAUCAGAUGAAAAUAAUGAGCCUGUGUUUAAUGAUGAUGAUGGCUUGACGUGGGCCACUGUUGCUAGAGCUUCUGGAGUAGAAGAAAGUAGCCAUGCAAGUAGAGCAACAAGUUCACGCUCAAAGGCACAACCGAGGAUAUCUAAAUCAUCAAUAUUAACUCCACUUCAAUUAAUAGAUGAAGAGGAAGCGGCCUCAGAUGACACAGAGGAGGAAGAUGUUGAGGGAUACAAAUCAACUGAUGGAGAAGAAAAUGAUAGUUUGCUUGCCAUUGAUGUUGAGGAUGAUGAUUGACUGACUGACCGACCAAACCUACCCUUUCUUUUGAUAUUGAUGUUUUUAAGUAUUAAGACAUAUUAGUAUUUGUUGGAUAUUUAUGUUUUGGAUGUUUAGUGUUUAUGUUUUUAUUUUUAUUUUUAUUUUAUUGA
Molecule: messenger RNA, 3055 nt
Organism: Camellia sinensis
Lineage: Eukaryota; Viridiplantae; Streptophyta; Magnoliopsida; Ericales; Theaceae
Source: RefSeq, a predicted model, not a curated record